This is a messenger RNA of Erinaceus europaeus (western European hedgehog), 2805 nucleotides long. RefSeq names its product mitochondrial translational initiation factor 2 (gene MTIF2). Gene Ontology annotation, biological process: translational initiation. The transcript is spliced from 14 exons. Bases 129 to 2306 code for a protein of 725 amino acids. Gene Ontology annotation, molecular function: GTP binding; GTPase activity; translation initiation factor activity. NCBI's taxonomy places the organism in Eukaryota, Metazoa, Chordata, Mammalia, Eulipotyphla, Erinaceidae. The record is from RefSeq and is a predicted model, not a curated record.
GGGGACCACCCAGGUGACGGACCCAACUCUGUUCUUGGGGCUGCAAAAUAUGCUGUCUCCUUGGCCCCAGAAUACGGACGCCGCGGGUCUUCCGUAGGAGCUGAAAUUUUUUUCCCCCUAGGAGAAGGAUGAACCAGAAGAUAAUGAAGCUGGAGCACUUGCUGCGAGUUCAUGCCCUUUAUAGACAACUACACAGCCUGGGUAGACGAACACUAGCAGAGCGGAGACAUGUGUUUUCAGCUUCGUGCCCGGCAUGGACAGCUCGGCCAAAUGCCUGGCCCUGGCAGACAGACACUGUCCUCAGAGCUGCUUUAUCUCAGUAUAGGCUGAUAGUAACAAAACAGGAAGGAAGACCACAGAAACCUCAGCCAUCUUCCACAAAGUCUAAAAAGGAGGUAGAGGUAUGGAUUGGAAUGACGGUCAACGAGCUGGCCAGAGCAAUGAAAAAAGACAUAGAUUAUAUUUUUGAAGCUUUAAUGAACACAGCAGUGGACUUAGAUUCUCUCAAAGAAGGCUCACGAUUAGAUGAAAUCUGGAUUAAAGAAGUCAUAAAGAAAGCAGGCAUGAAAUUAAAAUGGAACAAAUUAAAACAGGACAAGGUUAAAGAAAAUAAAGAUGCUGUAAGAAGGCCCCAGGCAGAUCCAGCCUUAUCAACCCCGAGGUUCCCAGUUGUUACUAUAAUGGGCCAUGUUGAUCAUGGGAAAACAACAUUACUUGACAAACUGCGAAAAACUCAAGUGGCAGCAAUGGAAGCUGGAGGCAUCACUCAGCACAUUGGUGCCUUUCUUGUCUCUCUGCCUUCUGGGGAAAAGAUCACCUUUCUUGAUACUCCCGGACAUGCUGCUUUCUCAGCAAUGAGAGCCAGAGGGGCCCAGGUGACUGACAUUGUCGUAUUGGUUGUGGCUGCAGAUGAUGGAGUAAUGAAGCAAACCAUGGAAUCUAUUCAGCAUGCUAAAGAUGCCCAAGUUCCUAUUGUCCUGGCCAUAAACAAAUGUGACAAAGCUGAAGCUGAUCCUGAAAGAGUCAAGAAUGAACUGCUAGCGUAUGAUGUGGUCUGUGAGGAUUACGGAGGCGAAGUUCAAGCAGUUCACAUCUCUGCACUCAAGGGUGACAAUCUGAUGGCUUUGGCAGAGGCUGUAAUUGCUCUUGCAGAAAUCUUAGAGUUGAAAGCAGAUCCCACUGGUCUCGUGGAAGGAACAGUAAUAGAAUCUUCCACAGACAAAGGAAAAGGGCCUAUUACAACAGCGAUAAUUCAAAGAGGAACUUUGAGGAAAGGUUCAAUUCUGGUUGCUGGAAAGAGUUGGGCAAAAGUACGACUGAUGUUUGAUGAAAAUGGGAAAACAAUCAGUGAGGCCGGCCCUAGCAUGCCAGUGGGAAUCAUAGGCUGGCGAGAUCUCCCUUCUGCAGGAGAUGAAAUUCUUGAAGUAGAAUCUGAGUCUAGAGCACGAGAAAUUGUUGAAUGGCGGAAAUAUGAACAAGGGCAGGAGAGAAGCAAAGAGGAUCUGAAAAUCAUAGAAGAAAAGCGAAAGGAGCACCAGGAGGCAUAUCAGAAAGACCGUGAGAAGCUUAGCAAUCUGUCCUGGAAGCAGAGGGCGCUUGUAAAGCACAGAGAAUGGAAAAAGCAGCAGCUCCUACAGCCAGAAGGAAAAGGAGGAGAGUCAAACGUACUACCUGUAAUUAUUAAAGGUGAUGUGGACGGUUCUGUUGAGGCCAUUCUGGAUAUUAUGGACACCUACGAUGCGUCACAUGAGUGCGAACUAGAAUUAGUGCAUUUUGGUGUGGGUGAUAUUAGUGAAAAUGAUGUGAGCCUUGCUGAAACCUUCCAUGGUCUUAUAUAUGGCUUCAAUGUGAAUGUAGGCAAAGUUAUCCAGCAGUCAGCUACAAAAAGAGGAGUGAAAAUUAAACUGCACAAGAUCAUUUACCGUCUUGUGGAAGACUUGCAAGAGGAAAUAAGCAGCAAAUUGCCGUGCUCUGUGGACGAAUACCCAAUAGGUGAGGCCUCUGUUCUAGCUACCUUCUCUGUAACUGAAGGAAAGAAAAAACUUCCUGUGGCUGGCUGCAGAGUCCAAAAGGGACAACUAGAAAAACAAAAGAAAUUUAAAUUACUUCGUAAUGGACAUGUUAUUUGGAAGGGUUCACUAACCUCACUGAAACACCAUAAAGAUGAUGUUGCAGUCAUCAGAACUGGAAUGGAUUGUGGUCUCAGUUUGGAUGAAGAAAACAUAGAAUUCAAAAUAGGAGAUGAAAUUAUUUGUUAUGAAGAGAAGAAAGUUGUAACCAAAACUUCUUGGAAUCCAGGAUUUUAAAGUAGCAAAUGACUAAUAUUUUGCUUUAUUGCAAAGCAACUGGUUUUACUUUAUUAAGAUUUAAUAAUUCACUUUUUUAAAAAAAAAAAGCUACUCUACUAAGUGCUUUUAAUUUCAAGCAACUACAGAAAUGACAAACCUUAAGUCUGUCUCCAGCAAGAAAUCCAAGCUUAAGAAAAACAAAAGGGUAUGCUAUCACUGAAUGAGAAUUUCAAGUCUAAUAAACCUAUUUGAAGAGUGGUAUUAGAACAUCUGUUCUCCUGACUAGACCUUAGAAUAAAUAUUUAAAGAUGGGGUGGACAUUAAUGCUCAGAGGAUCAAUCAAGAGGACUUAAUUAUUAACGUCUAUGUACCCAAUGAGAGAUCAUCUAAAUCAAACAUUUACGGAAAGCUACAGCAAUGUAUUAACAGCAACACAGUAAUAGGGGAUUUUAACACCCCACUCUCAACUUUACUCGAGACAGAAAAUUAAUAAAGGAGCUAAAUGAAUAAACUAGAA